Molecule: messenger RNA, 1333 nt
Organism: Amaranthus tricolor (Joseph's coat)
Lineage: Eukaryota; Viridiplantae; Streptophyta; Magnoliopsida; Caryophyllales; Amaranthaceae
Product: extensin-like
Exons: 2
Coding region: 141-1154 (337 amino acids)
Source: RefSeq, a predicted model, not a curated record
UCUACAAAUUUUAUUUUAAAGAGUUAUACUUAUUCUUUCAUCCUGAAGCUAUUAAUGCUUCUGUGUUCUGUAUUUCUUCUAAGUUCUAACUGUUAGGAUGUUCUCUCAUUAGAACCUUCUAUACUUGCAACUUAUCUUCUAUGUCUUCUUCCAUGGACAUGGUGGUUUUCUCUCUACUCCUAACAGUUAUCUCCAUUCACCCUCUGCAACUUUUAGCUCAAUCGACACCACUCAUCAGCUCUCGUAUCACUGUCGUAGGUGCUGUUUACUGCGAUACAUGCCUCAACAAUGGCUUCUCGAGACAUAGCUAUUUCAUCCCAGGUGCAGAUGUACAUGUACAAUGCAAAUUCAAUGCACAUGCGCCAAAAACAUCAGAGAUGAUAACCUUCUCGGUUAACAGGACGACAGACGUAUAUGGAGUGUAUAAGCUAGAAAUACCGGCUGUCGAUGGGGUGGAUUGUGUUGAUGGUCCUCCGAUCCAAUCCUUUUGUCAAGCAAGUUUGAUAGGAAGCUCAUCUCCAGUCUGCAAUGUUCCAACCCUGAAAUCCACAACAACAGAAGUUUCAGUCAAGUCUAAACAAGAGAGUCUUUGCGUUUACAGUUUCACUCCUCUGAGUUUCAGACCAAGUAAAAAGAACAACACUUUGUGCAGUAAACAUGCUAAAUCAUCACUAUCAGCCACUUCCUCUAAACCCUUGCUUCAAAGUAAGCAAACUUCAUCUAUAUCAAAUGCUGAGAACUUGCAAUCUUUUCCAUUCCCAUUUACCAGUCCACCACCCUCUUUACCCUUUCCAUUCCCAUUUACCAGUCCGCCACCUUCCUUACCCUUCCCAUUCCCAUUUACCAGUCCACCGCCCUCCUUAACCUUUCCGUUUCCUUUCCCAAGUCCGCCACCCUCUUUACCAUUUCCAUUCCCAUUUUCCAGUCCACCACCCUCUUCACCUUUUCCAUUCACACCAUUCUUUAAUUCUCCACCACCUCCACCAUCAUUCAAUCCCACAGAUCCAAAAACAUGGAUACCUCACAUUCCGUUCAUAUCUCAGCCUCCUCCUCCUCCACCACCACCACCAGCAUUUGAUAUACGAGAUCCAAGAACUUGGACGCCAUUGAUUCCUCCAUUUACUCCACCAAACCGACAAAAGAAGAACCCGUAAGGCAGGUUUUCUUUUUUCUCGUUAUAUAAAUAUAUUGUUCCUUGUUACAAUUAUUAUGUGAAAUAUAUUAUGUACAGUUGGGUUUAUGUAUAAAUACAGCAAUCUAUUUGUAUUCGAAAUCUCUACAGCCAAUACAGCAGAAGUAAUAAUUUUCUCGGUCAUUGACUGUUCUUCUGCAA